Molecule: messenger RNA, 2981 nt
Organism: Podospora pseudocomata
Lineage: Eukaryota; Fungi; Ascomycota; Sordariomycetes; Sordariales; Podosporaceae
Product: H/ACA snoRNP pseudouridylase subunit
Exons: 5
Coding region: 138-779 (213 amino acids)
Biological process (GO): ribosome biogenesis; snoRNA guided rRNA pseudouridine synthesis
Cellular component (GO): box H/ACA snoRNP complex
Molecular function (GO): box H/ACA snoRNA binding
Source: RefSeq, a predicted model, not a curated record
AAAAAUUAAUUGUUUUCGAGCUUCGUUCGAUCUCCAUAACGAAAAGUUGAAGGUUGCGACACAGACACCAACUUCAACCCCACAACAGCAACACAAGCCGUCGCCAGUUCAAUAAUUACGACGGGACAAUAGAAAAAAUGUCGUUUCGCGGGGGUUCACGUGGCCGCGGUGGCGGUGGUGGUUUCGGUGGCCGUGGAGGAGGUCGCGGCGGCUUCCAACAACGCGAUAUGGGCCCUCCCGCCCAGGUUCUCGAGAUGGGCAAGUUCAUUCAUUCUUGCGAAGGUGAAAUGGUCGUCGAGUCUACCAAUGCCAAGAUUCCUCACUUCAACGCGCCUAUCUACCUAGAGAACAAGACUCCGGUUGGCAAGGUCGACGAAGUUCUCGGUCCCAUCAACCAGGUUUACUUCACCAUCAAGCCCACCGAGGGCAUCCAGGCCACUUCCUUCAAGGUUGGCGACAAGUUCUACAUUGCCGGCGAGAAGCUCCUGCCCCUCGAGAAGUUCCUUCCCAAGCCUAAGCCUCCCCCGGGAGCCAGCAAAGUCAAGAAGCCCAGCCGUGGCGGCGCGUCCCGCGGUGGUCGUGGAGGUCCCGGUGGACGUGGUGGUAGGGGAGGAUUCGGUGGCCGCGGUGGUGGUGGCUUUGGCGGCGGUCGCGGCGGCGGCGGUUUCGGCGGUGGUCGUGGCGGUGGCCGCGGCGGCAGCGGUUUCGGCGGCCGUGGAGGCGGUGGCCGCGGAGGUGGUGGUUUCUCUCGUGGCGGCAGAGGAGGCUUCAGCCGGUAAAGGAGAAAUAUUCUCAAAAAAGGGAAACUAGAGACGACAAAAGGGGAGGUCGCCACGGGUUGUUCGGAUGUCUCGAGAAUUCGUACAGUACACGGCAUUGGAGGAGUAGCAAAGGGGCGGGCAGUCUAUAUCAUCGAGCGGAGCGACCGCGUCAAUGGCGUUGUCUGCGGAACUCGGGCUGGCUUAAUGGCGUUUGGGAAGGGUCUUGGGUCUUUGCUUUCAUUUAUGGCAAAAUAUUUUUGCAUCUGCUCGGAUUGAUUGUACAUUCAUCAUAAAAGUUGAAGCGUAGCCUGAAAUAGCGGACGCCGUUUUGGUCAUUGACGGACUCUUCCCUGUUGUUUUUGGUUUCAUACCUAUACGCCGACUAACUACACACAGCCAUUUCCUCGCCUUUCUCUCACGCACCAAAGCCCUUUUACCUCGUCUGGAGCGGAUAUGAUGCCACAGGUGGCUUCUGGUGGUAACUCUGGAGCAAGAAUCCCAAGGCCAGAAGCACGCCCAAGAAGCCGAGGCCUGUUCCGAAAUACUGAGCAGCUCUGUAGCCCUUCAGGAGCUCAUCGCCUGUCUCAUUGACAUGCUAGUGGCGGCUUUAGCUAUUUGUCUUGGUGUAGCACAAGUAGGGUCAUACAUACCACCUCUAUAGUACCCGCAAUUCCAAGAGCAAGGGAAAUCCUACAUCCAGAGUCAACACUAGUUUCCAACCCCUUUUUUUCAGGCUAACAUACGAAUAGUUGACCGUCGUUACUACCAAGCUUGCGGCGAUGCCUUGGUGUUCUUUGGAAACGCUAUUGCUGAGUAAAAUGGUGGCCUAGGUAGAAAUAUCCCGAAAAAAGUACUAAACCAGUAGCUCUGAUGGACAGGUGCGGUGGCGAGAAGGAGACUUCCGAUGAAGAAUGCACACAUGGAUAUCAACAUGAUCCAGUGAGGCUUGACUCGCGACAUCAAGAAUCCGACCAGAAUACUGGCAGCAAGGCCACAUAUCGGACUUUACACCGCAACGUCUCGUUAGUUCUUUUCAUUUUCCCUUGUUGACUAGGCAACUUGGGGGGAUACGUACGCUGGAAUGAAGCUCACAGAAGCGAGCAACGGCGACCAUCCUUUCAGAUUUUGAACAACAUUGAAGGUGUAAUAAAUCCAAAUACUAAAACACCCCCAGCCAGCCCCCGUACAGCCCAACACAAAGUUCGUCGCCGGCUUCAUGGCCGCGAUAGGAAUAAGGGGUCGGCAGGAUAAACAAGCUCACCACCGCGAGCACAAAGCACAUGAUGGCCAACAGCCAAAACGCCCACGGCCAGUUCCCUCGCACUGCAAACAAACUCGAGAAGAUAGCCCCCAUGACAAACCCCAGCGGCGCCGACGCCCCAAACAGGCAGAGCACCAUAUUCUUCCUCAUCCCCGGCUGAUACGUCCUGCCCAACAACGCCUGCCCGCUCGGCACCAACAGCGCCGGUCCGAUCCCCUGCAGCCCCCUCGCCACACAAAAGAAGACCGUCCCCUCGCCCGCGCUGCGCUCGGCGUGUCCAGAAAACCCAGCAAUCAAGCUCCACAGGCCGAACCAAAGCCAGCCAGUGACAAACACCUUUUUGUGGCCAAAGAGAUCGCCCACACGGCCAGACGGAAGGACGAAUGUUGCUGAUGUGAGGCCGUACGCGGCUGAGUACCACGCCAUGGUGCCGGGAGUGGAGUCACCAAAGGACUGGGAGAUGAUCGAGGCGGGGACCAUGGCCUGGGCGAGACCGGCAAGCAUGAGGAUCUGGGCUAGGCAGAUGAGGAGGACGAAGAGGAUCUCGUGAAAAGGGGAGACGAGGACGUCUGGCCGGGUGGAAGGGGACUGGGUAGCCGCUGAGGGAGGUGAGCGAGGACGGGUUGGAGUGGAUGAGGCAGAGGAUUGAUAGGGGGAGGAGGACGAUACCAUGGUUCGGGAGGCGGCCCUGGAUUUGCGCCGAGGGGAAAAGUGAGAGGCUUUCGGCUUGGCGAUGGCAGUGGAGGAGGAGAAGGAAGAUGAAAGGUAGGUGGUGUCGGUUUCUGCAUCUUCCAGGGGUACCAUGGUCGACUGAGAAUCCGCGGGGUUCACCGCAUCGUACUGUUGCACGGAGAACUGCUUGCUAUCCCUGUUUUCCUCAUCAGCCCGAAGAUCGGGAUGAAGGGGUAGGGAGGGCAAGGGGUGGUGACGCUCAGGUUCUUUUUGAGAUGACUGACGAG